This is a messenger RNA of Drosophila grimshawi, 5671 nucleotides long. RefSeq names its product epidermal growth factor receptor (gene Egfr). Gene Ontology annotation, molecular function: transmembrane receptor protein tyrosine kinase activity; ATP binding. The record is from RefSeq and is a predicted model, not a curated record. The transcript is spliced from 6 exons. NCBI's taxonomy places the organism in Eukaryota, Metazoa, Arthropoda, Insecta, Diptera, Drosophilidae. Gene Ontology annotation, biological process: cell surface receptor protein tyrosine kinase signaling pathway; positive regulation of kinase activity; positive regulation of cell population proliferation. The coding region runs from base 197 to 4489 and encodes 1430 amino acids. Gene Ontology annotation, cellular component: signaling receptor complex; basal plasma membrane.
CAGCAAAAACGCAAAAAAAGCAACCAAUAAAAAGUGUUUAAACCAACAGAAAAAAAGCUAGCAACAUAGAAGGCUGAAAACGUUGCCAAUUUCUGUAAUUAACAAAAAAAGAGACCACAAAGAAACUCAUGACGUCACGGGCGUCAGGUUCGACUCGCACUUGAUUCGCAUUUUGGCUCAGCUGCAACCCAAAACGAUGCGCAUAUUAAAAUUGUUGAGGCCGCUGCUGCUCGUCCUGCUGCUCCUGCUCCUGGUGAACUGCGUCUGUGUGUGGCCCGUUUCGGCGGCCCGGGAUCGGUUCGCCCGCCAGAAUGCCAAACAGCGACAGCAGGACGUCUAUCGCAACAGCAACGCGAACCGUGCACGCAAUCGUCCCUCGAACGUUGGCCAUGAUCGUGCAACAGCCGCGGCAGCGGUAAGCGGCGUUAUCAUCGGCAACGCUGGCAGCGUCGUCGGCGAUAACAACAAGGAUACGUUCCCCAAAGGCAAAAUUUGCAUUGGCACAAAGAGUCGUCUAUCGGUGCCCUCGAAUCGGGAUCAUCAUUAUCGCAAUCUGCGCGAUCGUUACACAAAUUGCACCUAUGUCGAUGGCAAUUUAGAGUUAACCUGGCUGCAGGAUGCCACUUUGGAUCUCAGCUUUCUGGCCAACAUACGUGAGGUGACAGGCUACAUACUGAUCAGUCAUGUGGAUGUGACCAAUGUGAUAUUCCCAAAACUUCAAAUAAUACGCGGACGAACGCUAUUCAGCGUGAACGGUGAGAAGGAGAAGUAUGCCUUGUUUGCCACCUACUCGAAGAUGAACACGCUGGAGAUGCCCGAGCUGCGGGACAUACUGCAGGGCUGGGUGGGAUUCUUCAACAACUACAAUCUGUGCCACACGCGCACGAUUGUCUGGCGCGAGAUUCUGUCGGGCGUCAAGGAUGAUUUCAAUUACACGUACAAUUUUACGGCGGAUGAGCGCACCUGUCCCAAGUGCGACAGUUCCUGUGAGACGGGCGCCUGCUGGGCCGAGGGUCCGGAGAACUGCCAGAAGUUCAGCAAGAUCACGUGUGCCCCACAGUGCGCCCAGGGUCGCUGCUUCGGUCCGGGGCCGCGAGACUGCUGUCAUCUGUUCUGCGCCGGAGGGUGUACGGGACCCACGCAGAAGGAUUGCAUUGCGUGCAAGAAUUUCUUCGACGAUGGCGUCUGCAAGGAGGAAUGCCCGCCGAUGCGCAAAUACAAUCCAUCCAACUAUGAGCUGGAGCCGAAUCCCGAGGGCAAGUACGCCUAUGGAGCGACCUGCGUCCGCGAAUGCCCCGGCCACCUGCUGAAGGACAAUGGCGCCUGUGUGCGCAGCUGUCCCUCCGACAAGAUGGCCAAGGAUGGCAAGUGUGUCGCCUGCAAUGGGCCAUGCCCCAAGACUUGCCCGGGCGUCUCAGUGUUGCACUCGGGCAACAUUGAUUCGUUUAAGAACUGCACCGUCAUCGAGGGCAAUAUCAGGGUGCUCGAUCAGACCUUCUCCGGCUAUCAGGAUAUCUUCUCCAAUUACACAAUGGGACCGCGCUAUAUACCCAUGCAUCCCGAUCGCCUCGAGGUCUUCUCGACAGUCAAGGAGAUCACCGGCUACCUCAACAUUGAGGGUGUCCAUGACAACUUCAAGAAUCUAUCCUACUUUCGCAAUCUGGAGGUCAUACAUGGCAGACAGCUGAUGGAGAGUUAUUUUGCCGCCUUAUCGAUUGUCAAGUCCUCGCUGUCCAGCCUGGAGUUGCGCAAUCUGAAGCGCAUCAACUCGGGCAGCAUCGUCAUCCAGGACAACAGCCACCUCUGCUAUGUGGGCAACAUUCGCUGGCCCACGCUGCAAAAGCUCGACGAGCAGAAGCAGUUCAUCAAUAAGAAUCGCAAUACAACCGCAUGUCUCAAAGCCGGUCAGGUCUGUUCGGAUCAAUGUAAUGGCGAUGGCUGCUGGGGCGCUGGACCAGACGAGUGCCUCAACUGCAAGAGUUUCAACUACAACGGCACCUGCAUUGCCGACUGUCGCAAUGUCUCCAACACUUAUCAGUUGGAUUCGAAGACGUGCAAGAAAUGCGAUCCGGAGUGCCGUACCUGUUCCGGACCCGGUGCCGAGCACUGCGAUGAGUGCGUGCACGUCCGGAAUGAUCAGCAUUGUGUGACCGUCUGUCCGGAUGACAAGUACUCGGACUUUGGCAUCUGUCGCAAGUGCCACGAGACAUGCACCGGCUGCACGGGACCAAGGAAUACGAUUGGACAUGGCGCCUGUAAUACAUGCAGUCUGGCGAUCAUCAAUGCGGAUGCGACUGUGGAGCGUUGUCUGCGCAAGGACGACAAGUGCCCCGACGGCUACUACUGGGAGUAUGUGCAUCCGCAGGAGCAGGGCUCCCUCAAGCCACUCGCAGGCAAAGCGAUCUGCCGCAAAUGCCAUCCGCGCUGCGAGCUCUGCACCAACUAUGGCUUCCACGAGCAGGUCUGCUCCAAGUGUGCCGGCUACAAGCGACGCGAGCAGUGCGAGGACGAAUGCCCAGCGGAUCACUAUGCGGAUGAGGAGAAGCGCGAGUGCUUCGAGUGCCAUCCGGAGUGCAAGGGAUGCACGGGACCCAGCUCCGAGGACUGCCUCGCCUGUCGCAACUUCAAGCUGUUUGCCGGGAGCGGAGUCUAUGACAAUUCCACGGAGUUCAACUGCACCUCCAAGUGUCCGGCGGAGCUGCCGCAUGUCAACUAUCAGUCGCACUUCAUUGGGCCGCAUUGUGUGUCCAGUCCGCCCCGGGGAUCGAAGAUGAAUGCCGGGCUCAACGUGAACACGAUUGUCAUUAUCUUUGUGGCUGUAUUUAUACCCGUGAUCUGUGUGCUCUGCGUCAUCAUCUACAUCUGCCGGCAGAAGCAGCAGGAGAAGAAGGAGACGGAUGACUUGGCCAAGGUGUUCUUCGGCUGUGAGGAUUCGGAGCCGUUGCGUCCCUCCAAUAUUGGCGCCAAUCUCAGCAAACUGCGCAUUGUCAAGGAUGCCGAAUUGCGCAAAGGCGGUGUUCUCGGCAUGGGCGCCUUCGGGCGUGUCUACAAGGGCGUCUGGGUGCCAGAGGGCGAGAAUGUCAAGAUACCCGUUGCCAUCAAGGAGCUGCUAAAGACAUCCGGCGCCGAGUCGAGUCAGGAGUUCCUCAGUGAGGCCUACGCCAUGGCCACUGUGGAGCAUGGCAAUCUGCUCAAGCUGCUGGCCGUUUGCAUGUCAUCGCAGAUGAUGCUGAUCACCCAGCUGAUGCCGCUGGGCUGCCUGCUCGACUAUGUGCGCAACAAUCGCGACAAGAUCGGCUCCAAGGCGCUGCUCAACUGGUCCACCCAAAUCGCCAAGGGUAUGUCCUAUCUGGAGGAACGUCGUCUCGUCCAUCGUGAUCUGGCCGCACGUAAUGUUUUGGUGCAGACGCCAUCGCUGGUCAAGAUCACCGACUUUGGGCUGGCCAAGCUGCUCAGCCUGGACUCCAAUGAGUAUAAAGCGGCUGGCGGCAAGAUGCCCAUCAAAUGGCUGGCUCUGGAAUGCAUUAGGCAUCGGGUCUUCUCCAGCAAAUCGGAUGUUUGGGCCUUUGGCGUGACCAUUUGGGAGCUGCUGACCUUUGGCCAGCGACCGCAUGAGAAUAUACUGGCCAAGGAUAUACCGGAUCUGAUCGAGAUGGGUCUCAAGCUGGAGCAGCCAGAGAUCUGCUCCCUGGACAUCUACUGCACGUUGCUCUCCUGCUGGCAGCUGGAUGCCGAUCUGCGUCCGCCGUUCAAGCAGCUGACGAAUGUGUUUGCGGAAUUUGCACGCGAUCCGGGCCGAUAUCUGGCCAUACCCGGCGAUAAGUUCACACGCCUGCCAGCCUAUACGAGCCAGGACGAGAAGGAUCUCAUACGCAAGCUGGCGCCGACAACGGACGGCUCCGAGUCCAUUGUCGAAGCGGAUGACUAUCUGCAGCCAAAGGCAGCAGCCGGUCCCAGCCAUCGCACAGACGGCACCGAUGAGAUACCCAAACUCAAUCGGUAUUGCAAGGAUCCCAGCAACAAGAACAGCAACAGCAGCGGAGGCGGCGGCAUCAACGGUGACGAUGAGACCGACUCCAAUGCCCGUGAAGUGGGCGUUGGCAAUCUGCGACUCGAUCUGCCAGUCGAUGAGGAUGACUAUCUGAUGCCCACGUGCCAGACCAAUCCAAAUGGCAGCAACAACAACAACAAUAACAGCAACAAUCCCAACAACAACAUGGCCACAGCAGCCACGGGCUACAUUGAUGUCAUUGGCGUGCCUGCGAGUGUGGAUAAUCCCGAGUAUCUGCUGAACGCACUGAGCGCUGGCGAGGCGCCGAUCCCAACACAAACGAUUGGCAUACCGGUGGCGGGUGUGCCCAGCACCAUGGAGGUGAAAAUGCCGGGCAGCGAAUCGACCAGCUCCGAUCAUGAGUACUACAAUGAUACGCAGCGGGAGCUGCAACCGCUACAAUUGCUGCGCAGUCGCAACACGGAGACGCGUGUGUAGCACACAGUUGCCAGUUGCCAGUUGCCAGUUGGGGUUGCAGUUGCAGGUGCAUCGCACACACUUACUGCCAGAAUGUAACAAACUCAACCAACAAGUUAAACAAUGAAAAAGAAUGAAACAUUGGAUAUCAAUCUUGCCACGUAGUACCCAAGUGCCUUUGAACCCAUCGCCAGAUGUCAGUUGCCAGUUGCCAGCUGCCAGUUGCCAGUUGCGGAACGGCAGCUGAGGUGUGCCUUCUGAAUGCUGUUAUCAUAGAUAAAACCAAUUCGUGUCUAGUUGUAUAAAACCCAUAUAUAUAUAUCUCCUGUACAUUACUAUCUAUCUAUCAAUCUAUCUAUAUAACUCUCUAUCUUUAUCGUACUUAGCCGUUUAGUCUUUUCCCCUCAUCCGCUUCUUCUGUCUAACUUUUCUAUAUUAUCAAUAUCUACACAUAUUGUUUUUAAUGUCCAGUCGCUGAUCAGCGCUUGUAGAUUUGUAUGUAAUUACGAGAACAAAACACCGAUAGUGCAUUUCUUAGACGCCAGCGAAGCCAGCGAAUUGAACUUUGUACAAGCCGCUCCAUUUGGGGGCCAUUGGUUCAAUGGUUCUGGUAUUGCGUUGGGCGUUCACUAAGCUAAAAUUAUGUUUUCUAGUUCAUGUAGUGGACUGUCGCAGUUGUACCCAUCAUAAUCUUCUUAUAUAUAUAUAUAUAUAUAUAUAUAUAAACUUAUUUAAUAAUAUAUACGAGUUAUAGGCUUUUAGUUAAUAGUUUUCAACUGUGAUAUAGUUCGUAGGGAACUCUGAAUAAUAAAAGAAUUUUACAUACUUCUGAAUUAACUCAAACGAUAUGCAACCCACUGUAUACAUUGUUAAUAGCCACUCAGAUCUAAUGCAGUUUAUGGGCCUAGUUUCAUUACCAUUCGAAAACAAAAAAUAAUAGAACCGAUUUGAUUUGAGAAACAAUAAAUCCCGAGCGUGCCAUGCAUCGAUUAUGCAAUUCUCCUAAAGAUUUCGAGUAUUUCGAGUUGGCACAUUAAGGUUGAAACUGAAAUAUAAAUGUAAGCCUUAGUCUAAUAUAUAUUGAUCAAAGAUAUAAUUAUGUAAAAAAUAUAUACAAUAUAUACGAUUACAAUACUGAAACGUAUGCAGCUAAUAUCUAAUCUUUACGCCUACUUCUUAUACACAUGUAGAUUUGUACUUUGC